AUGGCGCCCCAGCCCAACCCCGACGAGCAAGCCUUCAGCGCCAUGAAAGCAGCCAUCUCCCACGGUGCCACCAUCUGGUCAUCCUCCUCCGUCUACGGCAUGCCACCUCAGCCUCCCACAGCAGGCUUACACCUCCUGCGGCGCUACUUCGACGAGUACCCCGAAGAUGCCGAAAAGGUAACUCUCUUCAUCCGAGCCUGCUUAGACCCGGAAACCUUAUCCCCGACAUGCACACGCGCAGGCGUCCGUGCAAGCUUCGACGAGUGUAGAAAUGUCCUCGGCAACGCUAAAAAGAUAGAUGUUUUUGGGCCAGCGCGCAUGGAUAAGAAUGUGCCUGUGGAGGAAACGAUAGGGGCAUUACGCGAGUUAAUGGCCGGGGGAUUGAUUGGUGGAGUUGGGUUGUCGGAAGUGGGUGCAACUACUAUCCGCAAGGCGCACGCGGUGUGUCCGUUGAGUGUGGUCGAGGUGGAGUACUCCUUGUGGAGUACGGAUAUCUUGGAAAAUGGGGUUGCGGUGGCUUGUAAGGAGCUGGGUGUACCAAUUUUGACCUAUGCGCCGCUUGGGUAUGGGUUUCUUACGGGCCAGGUGAAGAAGUUGGAGGAUAUCCCGAAGGGGGAUAUUAGGCAUUGGUUUGGGAGGUUUCAGCCGGAGAAUUUCCCCAAGAACCUUGAAUUGGUGGAGAGAAUCAACGACUUAGCCAGGCAGCGCGGCGUCACUCCCGCCCAGUUAGCCCUCGCCUGGAUCCGCGCUCACUCUAACUCUGGGCCCUGUGGUACUAUCAUCCCCAUCCCUGGUGCGACGGCAGCUUCUCGUGUCGAAGAGAACUGCACGGCGGUUCCGCUGGCAGCUGAGGAGAAAGAGCAGCUUGAUGCGGUUAUGAAGUCGUUUGAUGUUGUGGGAGAGCGACAGGUCGUGGGGAUGAGUUCUGAGUUGUGGGGUUGA
Aspergillus tubingensis is the source of this 942-nucleotide messenger RNA. RefSeq names its product aldo/keto reductase family protein. Lineage: Eukaryota; Fungi; Ascomycota; Eurotiomycetes; Eurotiales; Aspergillaceae. The record is from RefSeq and is a predicted model, not a curated record. The transcript has 2 exons. Gene Ontology annotation, cellular component: cytoplasm. The coding region runs from base 1 to 942 and encodes 313 amino acids.